AAAGACAUACAAUUUUAUUUUUAAAAAUAAAAAAAACUUAUGAUCUUACCUUUCAUAAAACAUAUAAUUCGCGACUCUUCCAAGUGUCAGCAGAGCGAACCUUCAGCUGAGCAGUGCAGUAUAGACGGUGACUUACAUAUGUGCGCAGAGUAUGCGACGAUCUGCUAACAAAGCAGCGAAGGCAACUGCGAUAGCAAAAUGAUAUCAAAGUAUUUUGUUUUUAUACGUACUCUUUCCAAUGAGCGGUAAUUUCACAGUAGAAAUUCUUAAAAUCUCACCAGACAAAUCAUCCGAGUGCAAACCAGUUAUGUGCAAAUAAACAGUCUAGGAAUGUAAUUCACGUUCUGAUUACUGCAUUAAACUUUUUGCUGGACAUGUAUACAUUUUUCAAUGUAUCCUGCAGUACGGCUGGUAUGAAUUGGUAAAGCAGAUAAAUAGAAACACAGGAGAGAUAUUGAGAGAGAAGAGAGCAUGAUCUACAGCACGCUUUUUUUUCAAUACCAGCGAAAGAUAAGGGUGGAAUGCAAAUUUGAGAAAACAUGGACGAUACAAAAAGCACAUACCUGUAUUUACAUACAUGUCAAUCAUCAAAAGCAUGAUUUACUGUAAACUGGUACAUGUGUUUACCGUUACAUAUCGUUAUAGUUUCAUGCACCAUCGCGUCGGGUUUGAUCAACUCCGAAUUUGCAUGGAAGCAGUAAUCGAUAUGAAAGUUCUUAUAAAUAAGUGGAAUCGGCACAUUGCUGAGGAAACGUCUCUAACGGCAAAAUUUUUCGUUUUCAUGUGUGGAGGAGAACCAAUUCGAACUAGCCAUGACUCUGAGCUGGCCGAAAAGCAAUUACGCAAUGCAAUUCAUCUACAAAAAAAUGGAAUAAAGAAAGCAAAGAGUUUAAACAAAAAUAAAAAUAAAGCCGAAAAUGAUGUGAAUAUUGGUGUAUAAAAAUUGUAUCCUUUAUUAUUAAAUGAUGAAUGGUAGGAACUAGAUAAGUAGAAAAAUUACUAUUGAAAAA
Molecule: messenger RNA, 1010 nt
Organism: Bactrocera latifrons
Lineage: Eukaryota; Metazoa; Arthropoda; Insecta; Diptera; Tephritidae
Exons: 5
Coding region: 578-940 (120 amino acids)
Source: RefSeq, a predicted model, not a curated record